CAUCAACGAUUCUUAAACAGAAAAGUUGUUAACCAUGCCUGAACCAUCGGGACAGAAGUCAGCGCCCAAGAAGGGCUCCAAGAAAGCCGUCACCAAAGCCGGCCCCAAGGGCACCAAGAAGAGGCGAAAGUCCAGGAAGGAGAGCUAUGCUAUCUACGUGUACAAGGUGCUGAAGCAGGUGCACCCUGACACCGGCGUCUCCUCCAAGGCCAUGAACAUCAUGAACUCGUUCGUCAACGACAUCUUCGAGCGUAUUGCCUCCGAGGCUUCCCGCCUGGCUCACUACAACAAGCGUUCCACCAUCACGUCCAGGGAGAUCCAGACCGCGGUCCGCCUGCUGCUGCCGGGCGAGCUGGCCAAGCACGCUGUGUCUGAGGGAACCAAGGCCGUGACCAAGUACACCAGCUCCAAGUAAACUGUUGAAACCAGUUUCCAAACCCAACGGCUCUUUUAAGA
Messenger RNA from Solea solea (common sole), 456 nucleotides. Its product is annotated as histone H2B-like. Gene Ontology annotation, cellular component: nucleosome. The record is from RefSeq and is a predicted model, not a curated record. Bases 35 to 415 code for a protein of 126 amino acids. The transcript has a single exon. Gene Ontology annotation, molecular function: structural constituent of chromatin; DNA binding; protein heterodimerization activity. NCBI's taxonomy places the organism in Eukaryota, Metazoa, Chordata, Actinopteri, Pleuronectiformes, Soleidae.